UAAAAGCCCAGCCGUGCCAAAGCUCUCUCGAAACCCUAGCCGCCACCAUCCACCAAGGCACCAACCCACAGCACACAUCACACGUACGCGCCGACGGCGUACGCCAUGCAGCGCGCCGCCGUAAGGUUCGCUUCCAUGGCCGGCCGGCGCUUCGCUGCGUCGGCCACCCGCCCGGGGCUCCCAACUGGCGCGGCUCCUCUUUGGCCUGCCGCGGCGGUGGUCAACGGUACCACGCGAUUAUCCAUCCAGCCAGCUUUUGCUGCUGCCGCGGCGGCUCUGUGUGCCCGGCGCGGUUACGCGGGCAGGUCUCUGAAGACGAAGACGGUCAGCAAGGAGGAGGAGGAGGAGGACGACGACGGCGGCGGCGGCGACUUCUUCGAUAUGUCCUGCGACGAGGACUCCGACGACGACUCCGACAGCGACGAUUUGGAGGACGCUGAUCUGUAUGCUUCCGGAAGUGACGAGUAGGAACCAGUGAAGAAGCGCGGGAGGUGCUGACUGCUGAGAGCUCGGCUCCGUCGAGAGAUUUUGUUGUUUCGUUUCUUUCUCGAGAUGGAGAACAAAAUAAGCCAUGCCAUUUUACCACCAGGCAUGCUCAACAUUAAGUUGUACUCGUCAAUUGUUUGUAGUACCUAAAUUUCAGCUUGUUGAAUCGUCAAUUUAUUGAAUUUCAGAGUGA
Messenger RNA from Triticum urartu, 679 nucleotides. RefSeq lists its product as uncharacterized. NCBI's taxonomy places the organism in Eukaryota, Viridiplantae, Streptophyta, Magnoliopsida, Poales, Poaceae. The record is from RefSeq and is a predicted model, not a curated record.